Molecule: messenger RNA, 3007 nt
Organism: Cololabis saira (Pacific saury)
Lineage: Eukaryota; Metazoa; Chordata; Actinopteri; Beloniformes; Belonidae
Product: mRNA decay activator protein ZFP36L1-like
Exons: 2
Coding region: 220-1482 (420 amino acids)
Molecular function (GO): metal ion binding; mRNA binding
Source: RefSeq, a predicted model, not a curated record
GAUUCCAACAAAUGUUGCAGGAACUUUCCUCCUGCAGACACGCCGUGCUACUUCCCUGCUCUCUCACACGGAUCUGGCUGCUACCUCCUCAUUUCAGGUCGGACGACCCUUCUGGGACUAGAGGAAAACCAAACCAACCCCCCCCCCCCCCCCCCCUGCCAAGAAGAUCCAGUCCUCCACUGCUGGCUCAGACCUCGGGCUCGGACGGUGGAGUGAAUCAUGCCCUCUGACUUUCUGACACCUUUCCUGGAGCUGGACGAGGAGUUCUGCAAGACUUUCCGCGGCCUGGACGCGACAGAUGGCCUGUCCAGCAGCCUGUCCGGCAGCUUGUCCGGCAGCUUGUCUGGCAGCCUGUCCGGCGGCCUGUCCUGCAGUUCGCAGCAGCACCGGGUCCUGGGUUUCCAGCGGCGCCACUCUCUCUGCCCCGUGACGCUCCCCAACUCCAAGUUCAACAGCGGCAGCUCGGAGCUGGCCGAGCCCGGCUGCUGGGGGCUCCAGCCGGGCCCCGGCCAGCGGUGGAGCCGCGAGCUGCCGCUCUCCUCGCUGAGCCACAUCCCCUUCAGAGUCGACCGCUCGGUCAGCAUGAUCGAGGGCGGCUCCCGGGAGGAGAAGCUGUCCACCCUGCCCCCACCGCCGGGCCUGUGCCUCAGCAGCACCUCGGUGGCCUCCGCCGCCGCCUCCUGCCCCUCUGCCAGGGCGGCGGCCGUGGCCGCGGCUGCGGCGCCGCCGCCUCACAUCUCCACGCGCUACAAGACGGAGCUGUGCCGCACCUACGAGGAGAGCGGCGCCUGCAAGUACGGCGCCAAGUGCCAGUUCGCCCACGGCAUGGACGAGCUGCGCGGCCUCAGCCGGCACCCCAAGUACAAGACGGAGCCCUGCCGCACCUUCCACACCAUCGGCUUCUGCCCGUACGGCGCCCGUUGCCACUUCAUCCACAACGCCGACGAGCUGCAGGCCGGCCCCUCCCAGAGGCCGAAGCCCAGGCCCCCCCUGCUGCGGCACAGCCUCAGCUUCGCCGGCUUCCCCUCCGCGGCCAGCAGCUUCCGGCCCGUGGAGGAGUCGUCCCCCUUCGUCUUUGCCCGAGCGUCCUCGGUGUCCCCCCCGCCGUCCUCCACGGGGAGCCCGGAGCUCCUGUCCCCCCUCUUCCCCGACCCGGGGGCGCUGAAGCACUGCCCCUACCCGUUCCCCGGUGACCUGGCCGUCGAGGGCGGCGGCGACUCGGCGCUGCGCUUCUACGCCGUGACCGACUCCCUAAGCCCCUUGGGGUUCCCCCCCUCCAAGGCCCCGGCCCCCCCGGCCUACCACCCCCCCCAGCAGCUGCCGGGAGGCCUCCAGCGCUGCUCCUCGGCGGACUCGCUCUCGGAGGAGGGCUAUACCUCCUCCUGCUCGCUCAGCUCGGCCUCAUCCAGCGGCUCGGAGUCUCCCAGCUUCGAGGGCCGCCGCCUGCCCAUCUUCAGCCGCCUCUCCGUGUCAGACGAGUAGUGGGGGGGGGGGGGGGCAUUUUUACUGUAGGGCUGAAUUUAAACCGGGAACGGGGAGUUUGAUGUGUCUGGACCCAGAACAUUAAAGCCCUCGGCCCCUUCCUGAAUCCGGCCCAGUAAACGUAUCUUCGUGCAUAUUGCAUUUCUCAGCCAAGCAGCUGUAGCGCUGCGCCGUGUUCGUCCACUUUUAGUUGACUUCUCCUCCGUCUUUUCUUUUAUUUUACGCCAUCGUUACUGCUGUAUACUGUUGUAUACCCACUUUUUUAGAGAAAGACUGGAGGGUACCAAACUUUUCCCCCCCGGUUCCAGGUGGAUCGCGAUCGAUCGAUGCUUUCCAGCCUUUCGUGACCGGAGAGCUGCUUCGUGUUUUUACUGACCGGUUGAAGCAGCUCUCCAGCCACAGUUAGCACCCCUCGGAGUCGCUAAUCGAUUGAUUGAUUGAUUGAUUGAUUGUUGAUUGUACUUGUCAGCUGUUGAACUCGCCGUAGCUGCGAGAUUAGCCCCGAGUAGGCGACCCACUGACUAGUUACCAAAGUUGAUGAUAGUCCUCCCAACCGUAAACCGUUAACUCCUAGCCGUAGCCACGACAGCUGAUAUAGCCUAACACAGUUCCUUUUUUUUUAGUCCUAUUUAUUACUUUUUUAAACGAUGAUGUCAUAUUUCUGUGAGUAUUUUGUGAUCCUGAAUUCUUCUCAAGGUGCCAGAGAAAUUACGCUUUACAUUCAGGUUCCUAAAUCCCGCCGCGUUUUUGGUUAACCGGCAGCUUUAAGAGGUUUAAGAGGAGAGGAGAGGAAAAGGAGGGAGACGAACCUUUUAUUUUUUGGCAUUCUGUAUUUAUGUUGCCUUACUGGCCGGAAAAUCGCGUCUCGCGUCUUCACGUCGCCGGCGGCUCGGCGGUUCCUCGCCGACCUCCAACGUGGUCCACGUGACGACGCAGGCGGGCGCCUCUCCUCUCCGCUUCGACCUCACGCCUCCCGACAUGCACCACCGUGAGCUUGAGCGCUAAACAAAACCACCAGUUCAGGAGCCACACAACAGUAAAACGGGAAAAACUAUCAUUAUGCACCUCGUGUGACUCCUGCAGGACUCUUGAGAAGGUUUCCUUCGUUGUAAAGUUGAUUUUAUUUGUCGGAGUCGGCUCGAUGACAAUGUGUUUGUUGCUCGGACUCUGGUUGCACGCUUUCUAGCUGGCGGAUCAGGCGAUUUCAGAUGAAAUAAAACAAAAAACACGGUUUGUUUUCCUCCUGAAAUCAGCUCAGCCUGUCCCGAUGAGUCCAGAGAUGCUUCUUGUUGCUGUAGCUUUUUGUUGAUUUGACAGCAAAAUGUUUUUUUUUUAAACGUUUGUUAACUUAAAAGUGAUAUUUAUUUUGUUUUAAAGCAAAACCUAUAUUGUGUUGUUUGAUAUUGUGUUUUUCUUUCACAUAAUUUAAGUGCAUCUAUUGUUUACAUUCCAGCGGUUAUGUUGAUAACCUUGUUCUUUAUCUUAAUAUAUAUGCCCAACUUUAUUUCAAAAUAAAAGUCUCUUA